AUGAAAAGUAAAAGAUUCAAAUCAAGUAUUCGGGGAGAAAGAGUGAGAACAAUAGGAGAAUCAUAUGAAUUCAGAGACGCCAAAAAAGAUAGACUACAAGAAGAAAAGAUAGCCAAGCAAAAGAAAAAGCAAGUGAAACAGAAUCUGGUUGAUAAUGUAAAGCAACAAGCAAAUGAUUCAGAUGAUUCCGGGGAUGAAGCAAUCUACGCUGAUGAUGAAUAUGACUGUUUAAGUGAAAUGGACCGUGAAAAUUCCGACCAAAAAUUCAUGCAAGACGUAGAACCUAUCAUAGAUCCUGAAUCUGUGACGCCAAAUAUCGAAAUCGGUGACUUUUUGCUGGUAAAGUAUUGCAUGAAGAAGACUCAAAAGUAUUAUGUUGGAGAAGUGGAAGAAAUAGUCGACGGAAAAUAUUUAACAAAUUUUCUAAGUCAUUGA
Molecule: messenger RNA, 435 nt
Organism: Psylliodes chrysocephalus
Lineage: Eukaryota; Metazoa; Arthropoda; Insecta; Coleoptera; Chrysomelidae
Source: the annotation of a GenBank genome assembly